Messenger RNA from Alnus glutinosa, 660 nucleotides. RefSeq lists its product as uncharacterized. Bases 1 to 660 code for a protein of 219 amino acids. The transcript is spliced from 2 exons. Lineage: Eukaryota; Viridiplantae; Streptophyta; Magnoliopsida; Fagales; Betulaceae. The record is from RefSeq and is a predicted model, not a curated record.
AUGGCUAAAAACUGCCUCUCUCUUUGCCUGCAGCUUGUUCUGGUGAUCACUGUCAAUGGUGGUGGUGGUGAUGAUUUGAAGAGUGAUCGGCUAUGCAGGCAGUGCUCAAAAUGUGAUGCAAGUGAAUGCCCUCCCAGUGAAGAUUAUCCCCACAUGACAGCAUUUGAUGACACUCUUAUCGCAGGUUCUUUGCAAUCUGACUUUGUGGAUUUGAAUGAUAGAGGAGUUUACUCUGUUCCGAAUAUCAAAGGUGGCGAGUCUGCUACUUACAAUGCUUAUUUUGGGUGGAAAUCUACUUCGGGUUCAGCUUCUGGCUAUCAUAGGUUUAGCAAUUACAUGGAUAAAUGCUCAGGGGCUGAAAGCUAUCUCUCUGUGGACAAGCAUGGCAAGGUGAGCCUUCGGUCGUUGAGCUCAUUGGAAAGCUUAGCUGAGGUCGACUGGAAAUCCAUUAAUCCACCAAAGAAGCUAAACCACCGCGAGUUCCGAUUCAGGCAGUCUCGUAGUACAGGAAAAUGCCUGACGGUUUUCGGAGGGAAGAGUAGAAAAAGAACAGUGGGUGUGGCUGAGUGCAAGUUUGAUGGCUCCAACCCUUACCAGCUCUUUGCAUUCCGCUUCCACUAUCACAAAGCAUUUUGUUGUUGUGGACUUCAUAAUGAGUAA